GCUUCUCUCAACUCAUUACUGCGUAUAUUACACGCAUAACCUAACAACUAUCCAUUCCUUAAAUACAUGUACAACUAAUUUUACCGGAUCAAUUAAUCUAGAUCAUAUUAUGUGCACCAAUAAUAAAGCAGCUGCUUAUUUCGUUUUGUUGAUCUUAUUUUUCAGCAACAUUUCAUUGAUUGCUGCACAGCUUGGACCACAGAUUAUUUCACCAGAACAGAAUGGAACUGUACCAGCUGGAGGCAAAGUUGAUAUAGUGUAUCGUUAUCAAAAUAUGGGUAAAGGGAAUUACACGGUCGACAUUCAGUUGUGGCAAGAUGCUGCCGUCACAAUCCCUAUCUCGAAUAUAGCAAUAGAUCAUGGAAUUAAAUCGGGCAAUUCAACUGGUGUUCAUUUGGCGUUCCUUUUGAACGAUACUUAUACUUGGUCUGUUCCACAUGGUUUAAACAAAACUUUCUGGUUGACUGUAACUGAGACUGCUGAAACUGCCUUCUAUAAAGAGGGGCUCAGGCUUAGAUCGCGUCCGGUCCUAUUACAUACAAGUGAUGCUUCCCUAACGAAUGGAUCCAUGAUCACUGUUCUACUAGCACUUAUUGCAGUAAUGUGUUUAAAUUAACCAUCCUAAUUCUUUUCUCUAAAAGAUCUGAC
Messenger RNA from Mycotypha africana, 648 nucleotides. RefSeq lists its product as uncharacterized. The record is from RefSeq and is a predicted model, not a curated record. NCBI's taxonomy places the organism in Eukaryota, Fungi, Mucoromycota, Mucoromycetes, Mucorales, Mycotyphaceae. The transcript has a single exon. The annotation marks the transcript as partial.